Messenger RNA from Symbiodinium natans, 1746 nucleotides. The record is from the annotation of a GenBank genome assembly. Lineage: Eukaryota; Dinophyceae; Suessiales; Symbiodiniaceae.
AUGCAUACCCAGGCUCGCAAAUGCUUCGUGGGCGUUGAUGUCGGUACAGGAAGCGCUCGCGCAGGUGUUUUUGAUGUGGAGGGCAGGCUGUUGGGGAUGGCAACCUCCGGGAUCUCUACCCGCCAGCCUGCUCCUGGUCAUUUCGAACAGAGCUCAGACGAAAUCUGGAGGGCGUGCUGCAUCUCCGUCCGAGAGGCCCUUUCCAAGGCCGGGAAACCCCAAGUUGAGGGAAUCGCUUUUGACGCGACCUGCUCGCUGGUGGUUGCAGGCACCAGACAUCCUCUGGCUGUUGGCGCUGAUCUGCCAGACACGCCGGACGACGCGCCUCAUGGUAUAACGAACUCUACGAAUCAAACAUAUGACAUCAUCUUGUGGUGCGACCAUCGGGCCGUACACGAGGCACAGACGAUAAAUGAUUCCGGACACCAGCUCUUGCAGUUUGUGGGUGGCCAGGUCUCACCGGAGAUGGAGAUGCCAAAGCUCGCAUGGCUGAAAAAGUUCAAGCCGAAGACAUAUGCUGGCGCUGCUCGCUUUUACGAUUUGCAUGACUAUCUGCUGCACAGAGCUGCCGACUUUAAGAGCACAAGGGGCAGCGCUGCAGGCAUCAGGAGCCUGUGCACUGUUGUGUGCAAGUGGAACUUCAACGCUGCAGCACGGAGCUGGGAUGCGGGUUUCUUCGAGUCAGCUCAGCUAGCAGACCUGCCGUACGAGAAGAUCGGCUCGCCUGCAGAUGUGCAGGAUGUGGGCAGUGCCGUGCCGGAAGGUUUGGGACCCAAGGCGGCACAAGAUUUGGGACUGCCUGAAGGCACCGUACUGGGUGUUGGUGCCAUUGAUGCCCACGCAGGUGGGAUCGGCUGUCUUGGGGUUUCAGCCGGCACAGUGCCGCUGGAAGGCCGUUUGGCAUUAAUCGCAGGAACGUCUGCUUGCCAUAUGGCAUCAAGCACAGUGGCGGUCAAUAUUCCCGGUAUCUGGGGUCCCUAUGAGUCCGCCAUGAUUCCAGGACUUUACCUCGCUGAGGCAGGGCAGACUGCGGCAGGGGCUGCGUUGGACUUCAUCAUCGAGUCGCAUGCUGCUUAUCCAGAACUGCAAGCUCAAGCCGAUGCGGCUUCAUGCAGCCCUUCGGAAGUUUUAAAUCACCUCGUGCGAAAACUGGCAGAGUCGCAUGGUCUUCAACACGCAUAUCUCACACGAGGUAUCUUUGUGGGACCCGACUUCAGCGGGAAUCGAUCACCCCUCGCCGAUCCCAACCUGAGGGGGAGUGUUAUUGGUCUCGGGCCGGCCGGAGACCCAAAGCAAGCUGCAUCUCUCGAUGCACUGGCAGUGCUUUAUCUUGCCACGAUACAAGCUCUUGCGUACUCGUCGCGCUCAAUUAUUGAAACAAUGAACAGCGCCCGAGCAGAAGCGGGAGUCGUCAGUAUUUCAUCAAUUCACAUUUGCGGCGGCUUGGCACAAAACGCCCUGUACUUGCAGGAGCAUGCCGACAUUCUCAACUUACCUUUGCAUUGUACUAAGUGCCCCAGCGCCGACGUGAUUCGAGGCAGCGCCAUGGUGGCAGCCACGGCUGCUGGGGAGUUUGCAAGCGUUCCUGAAGCCAUGUCGGCAAUGCAGCAGCAAGGCUUGACAACCAAACCGCAGGAAGACCCCCAGCUCCAGCGAUUUCACAAUGCCCGCUACCAGAUUUUCCUGCGAAUGCAGCGCCACUUGCAAGAGUAUCAAGCCCUCGAGGCUUCAGCUUUGGAGACUUGA